This is a messenger RNA of Emys orbicularis (European pond turtle), 5520 nucleotides long. RefSeq names its product sodium voltage-gated channel alpha subunit 4 (gene SCN4A). The record is from RefSeq and is a predicted model, not a curated record. The transcript is spliced from 25 exons. Gene Ontology annotation, molecular function: voltage-gated sodium channel activity; protein binding. Lineage: Eukaryota; Metazoa; Chordata; Testudines; Emydidae. Gene Ontology annotation, cellular component: plasma membrane; axon; voltage-gated sodium channel complex. Gene Ontology annotation, biological process: neuronal action potential; membrane depolarization during action potential; sodium ion transmembrane transport. The coding region runs from base 10 to 5520 and encodes 1836 amino acids.
AAUGAGAAGAUGGCAAUCCCGCCACAUGUACCCGGUCCUGAUAGUCUCCGCCCGUUCACCCGCGAGUCCCUCGCUGCCAUAGAACAGCGGAUUGCUGAGGCGGAAGCCCUCAAGAUCAAACAGCAGCAUGUCGAAGUGCAUGAGGAAGAAGAACUGAAGGCCAGCAGCGAUUUGGAAGCUGGGAAACCCCUCCCGCGCAUUUACGGGGACCUGCCUCCAGCACUCAUCGGGGUGCCCUUGGAAGAUCUAGAUCCCUUCUACAACGAUAAAAAGACAUUCAUCGUCCUAAACAAAGGAAAAGCAAUCUUCCGGUUCAGCACAACCCCGGCCCUAUACAUGCUGGGACCCUUCAAUCCCCUCAGGAGAGGUGCCAUCAAAGUGCUUAUACAUUCAUUAUUCAGCAUGUUUAUCAUGAUCACCAUUUUGACCAACUGUGUGUUCAUGGCAAUGAGCGACCCGCCACCAUGGGCCAAGAACGUGGAAUACACCUUCACUGGGAUAUACACCUUCGAGUCCAUGAUAAAGAUAGUAGCCAGAGGAUUUUGCAUUGACCAAUUUACAUUCCUACGCGACCCAUGGAACUGGCUGGAUUUCAGUGUUAUCGUUAUGGCUUACACCACAGAGUUUGUGGAUUUGGGAAAUGUCUCAGCUCUACGAACGUUCCGUGUCCUCCGCGCACUGAAAACAAUCACCGUGAUUCCAGGGCUGAAGACAAUUGUUGGAGCUUUGGUACAGUCCGUGAAGAAGCUUUCUGACGUCAUGAUUCUCACCGUCUUCUGUCUGAGUGUUUUUGCACUAGUUGGCCUUCAGUUGUUCAUGGGGAACCUUCGGCAAAAAUGUGUCAGGUGGCCGCCCCCUAUAAAUGAUACUUUGCAAGAGGACUUCUUUGGAAUGGACAAUGACACGUUCGCUAACUCAACUCUCUACGGCAACACAACUGGGUUGAGUAAUGGGACUUUUGACUGGGAUUCUUACAUCAACGAUGAAGGGAAUUUCUACUUUCUGGAGGGCUCGCUGGAUGCUCUGCUCUGCGGGAACAGCAGCGACGCCGGGAAGUGCCCUGAAGGAUACAUGUGUAUGAAAGCAGGAAGGAAUCCGAACUAUGGCUAUACCAGCUAUGACACUUUUAGCUGGGCUUUCCUUUCUCUCUUCCGCCUCAUGACUCAGGACUUUUGGGAGAAUCUCUUCCAGCUGACCCUCCGUGCCGCUGGGAAAACGUACAUGAUCUUCUUUGUGGUGAUCAUAUUCCUUGGUUCCUUCUACCUCAUCAACCUGAUCCUGGCUGUUGUAGCGAUGGCCUACGCCGAGCAAAACAAUGCUACCAUGCUGGAGGAGCAGCAGAGAGAGGAGGAGUUUCAGCAGCUCCUGGAGCAGCUGAAGAAGCAUCAGGAGGAACAAGAGAAACUGUUACGAGACCGUAAAUCAAGCGGCAGCUCCCAGAGCAGCAGCGCAGUGGAGAAGAAGACAGGGGACUCUGCCCCAGCUGCGGCUAACAACCAAGGCAAAUCCAAAGACUGCAACGGGCGAGUCAUACCCAGGGUCAUGCUGGAGCGCUUGGCGACGGUUGAGGAACCAAGUCCUGUGGAUGAGCAAGGCAAGUCCGAUCCUGAUCACGUGCUAGCAGGCAGCCAAGACGGGCCUGGUCUCCAGCAGAGAGCAGAGAGCGCAGUCAGCAUGAUCUCUAACACCAUGGAAGAGCUAGAGGAAGCUCACCAGAAAUGUCCGCCCUGGUGGUAUAAAUUCGCCCAUACAUUCCUGGUCUGGGACUGCUGCCCUCUCUGGCUGAAGCUGAAGGCGUUUGUACGGCUGAUCGUGAUGGACCCGUUUGUCGACCUGGGGAUCACAAUCUGCAUUGUUCUCAACACGCUGUUCAUGGCCAUGGAGCACUACCCGAUGACCGAAGAGUUUGAGAACGUGCUAACUGUGGGGAACCUGGUCUUCACUGGGAUCUUCACUGCGGAGAUGGUGCUAAAGCUCAUAGCCCUGGAUCCCUACGACUACUUCCAGCAGGGGUGGAACAUAUUUGACAGCAUCAUUGUCACCCUGAGCUUGGUGGAGCUGGGCCUGGCCAAUGUGCAGGGGCUCUCUGUGCUCCGAUCCUUCCGCCUGUUGAGAGUUUUCAAGCUUGCCAAGUCCUGGCCGACCCUCAGCAUGCUCAUAAAGAUCAUCGGCAACUCCGUGGGGGCUCUAGGAAACCUCACCCUGGUACUGGCCAUCAUCGUCUUCAUCUUUGCCGUGGUGGGCAUGCAGCUGUUUGGGAAGAGCUAUAAGGAGUGCGUGUGCAAGAUCUCUCUGGACUGCACGCUGCCCCGCUGGCACAUGCAUGACUUCUUCCAUGCCUUCCUCAUCAUCUUCCGCAUCCUGUGCGGGGAGUGGAUCGAGACCAUGUGGGACUGUAUGCAGGUGGCUGGCCAGCCCAUGUGCCUCAUUGUCUUCUUGAUGGUCAUGGUCAUCGGGAACCUUGUGGUCCUGAACCUUUUCUUAGCUUUGCUGCUGAGCUCCUUCAGCGCCGAUAGCCUUGCGGCUUCUGAUGAUGAUGGCGAGAUGAACAAUUUGCAGAUUGCUAUUGGCAGGAUCACCAGGGCGAUUGACUUUGUAAAGAGAACUGUCCUCAUGCUACUUCACCUGCGGUGGAAGGAGAAGAGAGAGCCAUCCGAGGAACAAGAGGAUAAUAAGAAAGACAACUAUGUGCUAAACCACAUGGAUUCAGGCCAGGAUUCCAAGUUGGAGUAUAUGGAUGGAGUAGCUGGGAAAGAGCAGUUGUUUGUGGAUGAGCUGGACCACAUGAAUUUCAUUAACAACCCCAACCUGACUGUCCAAGUGCCAAUUGCCUCUGAGGAGUCCGACCUCUAUGAUGAAGAAACGAGCACUCAGUCAGACACAGAAGACACCAAGAAGCCGCUGUCUGGCGGCAGCACGUCAUCCAUGUGCAGCACUGUGGAUUACAAGGCGCCAGAGGUGGAGGCGGAGGAGGCUGCAGACGAGGCUGCCGAUGGCCAGGGGCCUGAGGAGUGCUUCACCGAGGCCUGCGUGCGGCGCUUUCCUUUCCUCAACGUCGACAUCACAACCGACAAGGGGAAGAUCUGGUGGAACCUUCGGAAAACCUGUUUCAAGAUCGUCGAGCACAACUGGUUCGAGACCUUUAUCAUCUUCAUGAUCCUGCUCAGUAGCGGAGCGCUGGCUUUUGAAGACGUCUACAUUGAGCAGCGGAAGGUGAUCCGCACGAUCCUGGAGUACGCUGACAAGGUCUUCUCCUUCGUGUUUGUCCUCGAGAUGCUACUCAAGUGGGUGGCCUAUGGUUUCAAGGUGUAUUUCACCAAUGCCUGGUGCUGGCUCGAUUUUCUCAUCGUGGAUGUUUCCAUUAUCAGCUUGACAGCGAACUGGCUGGGCUAUUCCGAACUGGGUGCCAUCAAAUCUCUGAGGACUCUGAGGGCUUUGCGACCACUGCGGGCUCUGUCAAGAUUCGAAGGCAUGAGGGUGGUGGUGAACGCCCUGCUGGGUGCCAUCCCCUCCAUUAUGAACGUCCUGCUGGUCUGCUUGAUCUUCUGGCUGAUAUUCAGCAUCAUGGGGGUGAACCUGUUUGCGGGGAAGUACUACCGGUGCAUCAACACCACUACGGACGAGCUCUUUGACAUCAGCGAGGUGAACAACAAAAGCGACUGCCUGGCGCUGCUCCACACCAACCAGGCGCGCUGGGUCAACGUCAAGGUCAACUUUGACAACGUGGGCUUGGGCUACCUGUCCCUGCUGCAGGUGGCCACCUUCAAAGGCUGGAUGGACAUCAUGUAUGCGGCCGUGGACUCCCGCGAGAUCGAAGAACAGCCGCUGUAUGAGACCAACCUCUACAUGUACAUCUACUUCGUCAUCUUCAUCAUCUUCGGCGCCUUCUUCACCCUCAACCUCUUCAUCGGCGUCAUUAUCGACAACUUCAACCAGCAAAAGAAAAAGUUUGGAGGGAAGGACAUCUUCAUGACAGAGGAGCAGAAGAAAUACUACAACGCCAUGAAAAAGCUUGGAUCAAAGAAGCCCCAGAAGCCAAUCCCCAGGCCCCACAACAAAUGUCAGGGGCUGGUGUUUGACUUUGUGACAAAGCAAGCUUUUGACAUCAUCAUCAUGGUCCUGAUUUGUCUUAACAUGGUGACCAUGAUGGUUGAAACAGACGACCAAAGCCCAACCAAAAUCAGCGUCCUCUACAACAUCAACAUGAUUUUCAUCGUCAUCUUCACGGGCGAGUGCUUGCUCAAAAUGUUCGCCUUGCGCUAUUACUACUUCACCAUUGGCUGGAACAUCUUCGACUUUGUGGUGGUCAUCCUCUCCAUCGGAGGUAUCGUCCUUUCCGACAUCAUAGAGAAGUACUUUGUGUCCCCCACCCUCUUCAGGGUGAUCAGGUUGGCAAGAAUUGGGCGUGUUCUGCGGCUGAUCCGAGGAGCAAAAGGAAUCCGGACUCUCUUGUUUGCUUUAAUGAUGUCUCUCCCUGCUUUGUUCAACAUCGGCCUCCUGCUGUUCUUGGUGAUGUUCAUCUACUCCAUCUUCGGGAUGUCCAACUUUGCCUACGUCAAGAAGGAGUCUGGGAUCGACGACAUCUUCAAUUUCGAGACGUUUGGAAACAGCAUCAUCUGUUUGUUUCAGAUCACGACGUCUGCCGGGUGGGAUGGUCUGCUCAACCCUAUCCUGAACAGUGGCCCACCGGACUGCGACCCUAACUUGGAGAAUCCCGGAAGUUCAGUAAAAGGAGACUGUGGCAACCCGUCUAUUGGCAUCUGCUUUUUCUGCACCUACAUCAUCAUCUCCUUUCUGAUCGUUGUGAACAUGUACAUCGCCAUCAUCCUGGAGAACUUCAAUGUGGCUACAGAGGAGAGCAGUGAACCGCUCUGUGAAGAUGACUUUGAAAUGUUCUAUGAAACGUGGGAGAAGUUUGAUCCAGAUGCCACCCAGUUUAUCACGUACAGCAUGCUGUCGGAUUUUGUAGACACCCUGCAAGAGCCACUCAAGAUUGCCAAACCAAACAAGAUUAAAUUAAUCACCAUGGAUUUACCGAUGGUUGUCGGAGAUAAAAUCCACUGUCUGGAUAUUCUCUUUGCGCUGACUAAAGAAGUGCUGGGUGACUCAGGGGAAAUGGACGGCUUGAAAGCCACAAUGGAGGAGAAAUUCAUGGCUGCCAACCCAUCCAAGGUUUCCUAUGAACCCAUCACUACGACUUUGAAAAGGAAGCACGAAGAAGUCUGUGCCAUAAAAAUCCAAAGAGCCUUCCGAAGGUAUUUACUAAAGCGGUCAAUGAAACAGGCGUCUUAUCUGUACAGGCAUAGUCAAGAGGAGGGCGUCUUUGCAGAGGGAGCACCGGAAAAAGAAGGACUAAUUGUAGACAAAAUGAACGAGAUUUAUGGGAAAGGUGAUACACACCUGGAAAUGGCCCCAGGCCUGGCUCUUGCAGCACCAGUUGCAAGCCCAGAGACUCGAGCUGCUCCUAGUGAGGCGAAAAAACGGGAUGGGGAGCGAGAGGUGAAAGAGUCAUUAGUAUAA